Punica granatum (pomegranate) is the source of this 2002-nucleotide messenger RNA. The record is from RefSeq and is a predicted model, not a curated record. NCBI's taxonomy places the organism in Eukaryota, Viridiplantae, Streptophyta, Magnoliopsida, Myrtales, Lythraceae.
CCGUUCCCUUGCUACAAGCCAUCUUUAGCUUUCUCUCUUUUGUUUCUUUUUCUUUCUUUCAUUAUUAGGUUGAUUAGGUUGUAGUGAAUAAGAAGUAGGAAAUGGCCAUCGAACAGUACAAAGAUCUCGAGAAUGGCUGUGUCGGGGGUGAGGAUGAUCUGCAGAAGCCUCUCCUCGUUCCUCAGCAGGAGGAGGGCAAGAAGGUUGUGAGCGAUGAAGACAGUGACGGUGAUGAGAACAAUGGGAACAUUGCAAUGGUCCUCCUCAGCACAUUCGUCGCGGUCUGUGGCUCGUUCGAGUUCGGCUCAUGCGUUGGAUACUCUGCUCCCACUCAAUCUGCAAUCAGGGAAGAUCUAGGCCUCACUAUUGCUCAGUACUCGAUGUUCGGUUCGAUACUGACGAUUGGUGCAAUGCUUGGUGCUGUCACUAGUGGCCGGAUUGCAGAUUUUGUUGGUCGAAAAGGGGCGAUGAGGUUAUCAGCGACUUUCUGCAUUGCUGGGUGGCUAGCAGUCUAUUUCGCCAGUGGAGCUCUGUCACUGGACAUUGGAAGGUUCUCCACAGGAUAUGGAAUUGGAGUUUUCUCUUACGUGGUUCCCAUAUUUAUUGCUGAAAUCGCACCGAAAAAUCUCCGAGGAGGGCUCACUACAUUAAAUCAGCUCAUGAUUGUCUGUGGCGCUUCACUUGCAUUCUUGAUUGGAACCGUCAUAAAUUGGAGAGCACUGGCCCUUACAGGAAUCGUUCCCUGCAUUGUCCUGCUCGCGGGUUUAAUCUUCGUGCCCGAGUCCCCGAGAUGGCUCGCGAAAGUCAGUCGAGAGAAAGAGUUCAGAUUGGCAUUACAGACACUUCGUGGCAAGGAUGCUGAUAUUUCUCAUGAAGCCGCUGAAAUCGAAGUUUAUAUCGAGACCCUGCAAAGUCUACCAAAAGCUAGGCUGCUUGAUAUGUUUCAAAGCAAGCACAUCCGAUCGGUCACUAUUGGUGUUGGACUGAUGGUGUUUCAACAAUUUGGAGGAGUUAACGGGAUUGGUUUCUAUGCGAGCCAAACCUUUGCUUCAGCGGGUACGUCUGCAGAAAAAAUUGGAACGAUUGCUUAUGCUUGUGUUCAGGUUCCAAUAACAGUUUUGGGAGCAGCUCUGAUGGAUAAAUCGGGGCGAAGGCCCCUCUUAAUGGUUUCUGCGUUUGGGACAUUCUUGGGCUCAUUCCUGACUGGAUUCUCAUUCUUUAUGAAGGCCAAUGAUCUGUUCACCGAAUUCGUUCCACUACUCACAGUCGCUGGAGUUCUGAUCUUUAUAUCGGCAUUUUCGAUCGGGAUGGGAGCAGUCCCGUGGGUGAUAAUGUCCGAGAUAUUCCCGAUAGACAUAAAGGGAGUCGCCGGGAGCUUGGUGGUGCUGGUGAACUGGUUAGGAGCCUGGGCUGUUUCCUACACAUUCAACUUCCUCAUGAGCUGGAGUUCCUCCGGAACGUUCUUUGUCUACUCAGGAAUCUCAUUGCUGACAAUACUGUUCGUGGUGAAGGUUGUCCCAGAAACGAAGGGCAAGACACUGGAGGAGAUUCAGGCUUGCAUCAAUAAUAAGUCGGAGAGGAGAGGGCUAAUACCGACAUUGAAAUGAACAUUUUUUUCAUUGUUCGAACAAAAUUAAGGUUGCCACUUUAGUCUUCCAGAUUGUCAGAUCAUCCAUGGGAUUGCUUAGAGUCGAUCAUCUAUGGAGCUAAAUCACUGAAAUGCAACACCCGGCAUGCAGAUCUUACAGCUACAGUCAGUUGUUUCCGGUCCUAAGCAACCGUUGCAGCCUGAGGACCCCGCAGGAAGAAGUCGGGUUUCGGGAAGUGGAUUGUAUACGGUACUGUGAUGAAGAAGAUGCAGAAUGUAUUGGUCAUCGUUGGAUUCCAAAUUUUCAUUAGAAUUUAUGUAACAGAAAUAUGUUGUCGUGCAAAAUAACAUAUGAGUCAUCAUUCGUUUACUGAAAAAUUAUCCAAUUCAAAAUAAUUAUUUCCCUUUUGGCCA